Molecule: messenger RNA, 1229 nt
Organism: Lycium barbarum (goji berry)
Lineage: Eukaryota; Viridiplantae; Streptophyta; Magnoliopsida; Solanales; Solanaceae
Product: PLASMODESMATA CALLOSE-BINDING PROTEIN 5-like
Exons: 3
Coding region: 355-708 (117 amino acids)
Source: RefSeq, a predicted model, not a curated record
ACUCAAAGCACUUGUUCAAUUUUGGGGACAGUAUGGUCAGUAGCACAUAUAUAUGUAUGUUAUAUAGCCAUGUUGGAUUUGAAAAACCCUAGCAAUUAACCCUGAGAUUUUAAAAUUUCCAAUCAGAAUUUCUUCUAAUAAAAUAUCAAAUUAUCUUUAGUAGAGCCCAAAUUUUAUUGGUUAAACCCCUCCAUGUGAGACCUGGAUAGCAUCCCACUUCAUCAAAUAACUACAAAAAUAUUUACAGAAAACUGUGCAUAUUUUACAUCAUAAAUCUAUAUAACAGUCAGUGAGCACCACUACCCUCUCCAUACCCCCAAGCAAGUCUCUCUUACCUUUUCACAAAGGAGAAGUAUGUCAAUUAUCCCAAAAAAAUUUCUUGCUCUGCUGAUUUUGAUGUUUGUUACAAAAAUUUCAGUGAAUGGACAGCUAGAAGAAUGGUGCAUAGCAGAUGAGCAGACACCAGACAAUGAGUUGCAAGUGGCUUUAGAUUGGGCAUGUGGACAAGGGGGUGCAGAUUGUAGCAUGAUUCAGAAGGGGCAGGUUUGUUAUUACCCAAACACUGUGAGAGACCAUGCUUCUUAUGCCUUCAAUAGUUACUUUCAGAAGUACAGGAAGAAAGGUGGCAGCUGUUUCUUCAACAAUGCUGCUAUGGUUACUCAAGUUGAUCCUAGUCAUAAUUCUUGCCACUACGAGUACUUGCCCUAACGCUUAGUGCUUUUCAAUCCCUUAAUGCCAAGUUCAGGUUUCAUCAUUUAUGCCAAAGAUAAUCCCGGACAUCCAACUUCCUUAUAUCCCGGAUUUGAGAAAUUAGAAUUCAAUAUAUUGUAGCCAUUUUUGCUAAUAAAGAUUCGAGGUAUCAGCUGCCUGACAUGCACUAAUUUAUCUCUUUUUGGUGCUUAUUUACUCAUACAAUGCAAUUUCAGCAAGCGCUAAUAAACAAAUAAAACUGAUAUGAAAAAGAUGAGUGCUAAAUGAACUCAAUUGUCAUAACUCAGCUUAAUUGGCCCAGGCUAACCCCACGUGCUAUGGAUAAAAAUCAGGCUCAUGCACCAUGACAAAAAUGUGAAAGCUCGAAUUUAGCAUUAACUUCGUAUUAGGAAAAUUCAAAUCAACUUUGGCGCUUAAUACCACCAUAAUGAGGAUAAAAUAGUCUUAUGUAUUCAGUAUAUUGAACUUCAACAUCUCUUUUACACAUUCAAGAGCUGAUGAAUGAUGCUUACAGGACA